AUGGCCACCUACGAGCAACUCCGACACGAGCCGGCUUCCAGGGACCUUUUCAACAAUAGAAUCACAAAACUACAAAGUCUGCACAAUGCGCUCAAGGACUUGGCUUUCCUCGCGAUAGAUACAGAGCAUGUCGCCAUCACGAGCGAAAAGGACCGCAUGCUCCAUCAAGUCGGUCUUGCAUAUUUUCCAGCACCGACACCAGAUUCACCUACGUCGCCCGACGCCGGCUGCCCAAACCUUCAAGACUUUUACACAGCGAAGCAACUUAAAGGCUUAACCCUCAACAUCAAGAUAGACCAAGACACACAAUACAAUCUUGUUCGCGCUGGAGGGCAUAGGGGCAUGCCAGUUCGCCGAUCUCAUCGCUUUGGCCAGGAGCGACAAGUUGAUCUCGAAGACCUGGAGACUGCCAUUCUGGAUUUUAUCCAGGGCUGCGAUAAGAAGACAAACCUCGUGAUGAUUGGGUUUGGGAUGGCAGCCGAGUGGGAAUACUUGUCCACAUAUUUCCCUCAAGCGAUGCGCUUCUUUUCAGCCUGGGUAGAUCUUCGCGACAUCGCCAAAGAUAUAGCCCCAGUUGGGAAUGUUCCCGGGCUUAUAUCUCUACUCAAGAUCUUUAGGUAUCACUGCCAAGAUCUUCAGCCUGGCAGGGGAGAUCUCGGUGGUGGUGUUGCCGACAAUGCCGGGGAUGAUGCUGUGGCCACUUGCGCUCUGGCUGGUGCACUUCUCCUUCUAGAAAACCAACAGAAACUCAGGCUUCGGCAAGAAUGUGGCCGGAUUGCUGGCAUUUUCACCAAGAAGAAGGGCUUCCGGGUUCCCAACAGCAAGGAGCAUCCUUUCACCGCAACGAUCCGUGCCGGAAGUCCGCUUCCACGCUCUCUCGACACAGCGAUGAAACUGGCCCGUCGCUUUUUUAACUACUCACCCCAAUCUACCGGAUUACGGUCAGAAGAUAUUGGUUUCAUCACGUUCAGGGACAAGGAGCAAUUGGACUACUUCAUCACUGCUACACAUAGAACUGCCUUGCCGAUGGGCGGAAUACUGAGGGUCAGGGACUAUUCUCGGGAGCAUGGAAGAAUUAAUCCUGAGAAUAGGGACCGGAAGGAGAAACAAGAGCUUAGAGAGAGGGAGAGGUCUGAAAGGAGUACAGACGAAGUUGUGGACUUGGAAAGUCUGUUUUCCUCGGUCAUGGUGCGGUAA
Fusarium vanettenii 77-13-4 is the source of this 1197-nucleotide messenger RNA. RefSeq lists its product as uncharacterized. Lineage: Eukaryota; Fungi; Ascomycota; Sordariomycetes; Hypocreales; Nectriaceae. The transcript has a single exon. The record is from RefSeq and is a predicted model, not a curated record. The coding region runs from base 1 to 1197 and encodes 398 amino acids.